Clarias gariepinus (North African catfish) is the source of this 730-nucleotide messenger RNA. RefSeq names its product bublin coiled coil protein (gene bbln). The transcript has 2 exons. Bases 104 to 379 code for a protein of 91 amino acids. The record is from RefSeq and is a predicted model, not a curated record. NCBI's taxonomy places the organism in Eukaryota, Metazoa, Chordata, Actinopteri, Siluriformes, Clariidae.
UAAUAACAAUCACAUCUGAUCCAGGUUUACUCUCUUAUUCCUUAUAUAUAAUGAAUUGUGAUUUGUUUUAGCUCUACAGCUCGCUUUAGUAUUUGUGUAAGAGAUGAAAAUGUCCGGACCGAACGGAGACCCCGAGCUGACAUCUGCUGAAGGACUGAUAGAGGAUGAGGAUGACUUUAAUGAUGAAGAAUACGCCGCCAUUAACUCCAUGCUGGACCAGAUAAACUCCUGCCUGGAUGACUUAGAAGAGAGGAACGACGCUCUGAAUGGAAAACUGCACGAGCUCCUGGAGUCCAACCGACAGGCUCGGCAGGAGUUUCGAGCUCAGCUCAACAAAAAGGAACCAGAGGAGCAAAAAGAGCCGCCGUCUAAGGGAUGAUGACUGAGCGGAAGCUGAACUCCAGUCCUGACUCAUUCCACUGGCACAAAGCUCUGCUGUAGUUUCUAUUUCUAUGUUAUGAGCACACAUCACACCCUUAUUUGUGCGUCUUUGUGAGUUUUGUUUUUUUCCUCUAAAACAGUCAUUUUAACAUGGAAUACCUCAUUUCACAAAUCACUUCACAAAGAAACAACAGCUCAAUCAUCAAAUAUUUUAAUAGACAUUAAAAUGCAGAAAACAAAACAUCUGGAGGAGAAAAAAAAAUUACAAGUUGCUUCCAGCUCCUAUAAAACAACCUUUUGUUUUAAAUCCUUAUUUCAUUUGUAGAAUAAAAAUAGAUUAUGAAAUGUA